Molecule: messenger RNA, 900 nt
Organism: Zingiber officinale
Lineage: Eukaryota; Viridiplantae; Streptophyta; Magnoliopsida; Zingiberales; Zingiberaceae
Product: protein argonaute MEL1-like
Exons: 4
Coding region: 1-900 (299 amino acids)
Biological process (GO): regulatory ncRNA-mediated post-transcriptional gene silencing
Cellular component (GO): cytoplasm
Molecular function (GO): protein binding
Source: RefSeq, a predicted model, not a curated record
AUGUCCGGCGAACGAGGAGCAUAUGGAGGUGGUCGCCGUGGCGGUGGACGGGGCGGUCGGGGUCCUGUUGACGGCAGCAGAUCGCGUGGCGGCGGAGGAAGGGGCGGAUAUGCUCCGGCUCCUCGCUCUCAGGAAUCGUCAACGACUCCGUCCGCAUCAUACCGUCCUUCGCCGCUGGCCACAGCAGCAGAUUCGCCUUCGUCCUCUUCUAUUGGCGAAGAACUCCGGCAUCUCACGAUCGCCGAGCCCACGAAGGAGCAGACUCCUCAGCCGGCGGCGCCUCCGGCCUCUAGCAAGGGUUUGAGGCAUCCGGCUCGGCCGGAUUUCGGCACCGUCGGAAGGCCGUGCUUAGUUAGGGCUAACCAUUUCCUUGUCGAAAUUGCCGACAAUACUCUUUUCCACUAUGAUGUGAGUAUAGUGCCCGAAUCAGUGUCCAGAGCUACCAAUAGAAAAAUCAUCUCUGAGCUUGUCAAGGUGCAUAAGGAUAAAGUCUUGGGAAGGAGAAUGCCAUCUUAUGAUGGAAGGAAGAGCCUGUAUACGGCUGGUACUUUUCCUUUUGAGUCAAAGGAGUUCACGGUUUCACUGCCUGAAAAUGAUGGAAGGAAGGCCAAGGAUUUUAGAGUGAUUAUUAAGCUUGCUGGAAACAAAAGCAUACACAACCUGAAGGAGUUUUUAGCUGGUCGACAGAUUGAGGCACCUCAAGAAGUCAUUCAAGCCCUUGAUAUUGUUCUUACUGAGUCUCCAUCUACCAAGUAUACUUCGGUAGCACGGUCCUUCUUUUCCCCGAGCUUUGGGCAUCGGGCACCCAUUGGAGAAGGCUUAGAAUGCUGGAGGGGCUACUAUCAAAGCCUUCGACCAACACAAAUGUGCUUGUCUUUGAACGUAGGUAUUCUUGCUUGA